AAGAUGAGAUACCCAAAUAGGAUCCAUUUUCGAAGCUAUUUGACAUAUUGCAAAAAGGGUUUAUACCUCAUCUGAAAAUGGUAUCGAUUACGAUGUUCGCAAUUUUAACUAGGUGUGGAGGAUGACUAAAAUCAGACAUUAAUAAUCUGACAAAUAUUUUCUUUUCCGCAUUUCCCAAAACAGAUUGAGUUACGAUUCAUCACUGACAAAUUAUUGCAUCGACGACAAAUUAUAGUUUAUAGCCACAAUUGGCAUAUUUUCUUAAACAGUUGCAAAAUGAAAUAACAUAAAUAUAACCUCAUCCCUCAGUGAUUCAAGUUUAUUCUUCUUCUUAUCUUUCAUGUCCAUCAAACAAUCACUUGAUUAUUUACUCAUUACAUUCAUAUAAUACUCACUCAACAUGUCAAAAGUCUCAAUUGCUAUUAUUGGUAUUAACGGUUUCUUAGGUAAACCAGUUUUAGAAGCCAUUAAUUCAGGUAAAUUCGAUGAUAAAAUCGCUUAUCCAAUUAAAGCAUUAACUAGAAAAGAUGUUGAAUCCACUGAAAAGAUUCAAUAUAUUAAAACUGAAAUUGAUGAUGCUUCAAUUCCAUUCAUUGUUGAAUCAUUAAAAGGAGUUGAUUCUGUUAUUGAAUUAGUGGCUGCUCGUCCUGAACUUUAUGAAGUUCUUGAAAAAGUUGUCAUUCAAAUUAAACCAAAAGUUUAUAUCCCAUCUACUUUCGGUGUUGAUUUAACCAAAAUUCAUCCUUAUGCUCCAGGUUUUUUAACUACCAAACAUCAUCAUGUUGAUCAUGUUAGAAAAGCCGGUAUUAAAACUGUUGAUUUUGCUAAUUCUUUAUUCGCUGUCCCAGGUGCUUUCCUUUAUGAAUAUGCUGGUGCCGUUGGUGUUAACCCAGCUGAUAAUACCGUUACUGUUCGUGGUUCUCUCCAAGAUAAAAUCUCCAUUUCUAAAGUUGAAGAUAUUGGUUAUUCCAUUGUUUCAUUAUCAACUCUUCCAGUUGGAAAAAUUCCUGAUCUUUUCAGAAUUCAUAGUGAAGUCGUUACUGUUCAAGAUGUUAUUACUAAAUAUGAAAUCAAUCAUAAUGUUAAAUUAGAAAUUGUUAAGACUAUUUCAAAGGAAGAUGCCUUAAAGGAAUUAUUAGAAACAAUCCCAGGUGAAAUUAAUUUCUUUGCUGCUGAUUUUACUUUACCUAAUUUCUUCUUAUAUUUACAAGUCAUUGUUUCUCAAGGUACUGAAAAGGGUGCUCAUUUCUUAGAAGUUGAUAAUGAAUUAGUUAAUCCAGGUGAAAAAUAUUGGAAAUGGGGUAAAUUCUAAGUAAGUAAUUAUAUAAUUGUUUAGUUAGGAGUUAUAAUAUCAUUUCAAUUGAUUUAUUAAAGACUUAAUAAAAUUGUCGUAGGAUCUCUCAAUAAAUCUAUUUGAUCGGCAAAUACUACAUGAACAGAAGUGGCAAAUGAAUGAACCAUGUGAAUCACCAUAUAAACGAUCCGAAUUAUAAUCAAACUAUCGGAAGCACUAACUCCUUAAAAGAUUAUUCGAAUUGGUAAGCCCUUUACAAAUUGUUAGUUGCAAAACUAGCUUAUGUUAGUUGUAACAUCCAUACCACAAUACAAAAGAUGUUGAAUUACUAAUCAUUA
Molecule: messenger RNA, 1632 nt
Organism: Scheffersomyces coipomensis
Lineage: Eukaryota; Fungi; Ascomycota; Pichiomycetes; Serinales; Debaryomycetaceae
Exons: 1
Coding region: 401-1312 (303 amino acids)
Source: RefSeq, a predicted model, not a curated record